ACUCCGUUGGUACAUCAGCUUCUAGAACAUCGUGUUGGAGGUAUCAAUAGAUUUAUUCCUACACGCUUGUCGAAUUUACAUUGAUAAGGUUAUGCUUAUGAAAAAGGAGGCAUGGAAAUUAAAGAAUCCACCGCUAACUCCAACCAAUCCGAUGGCGUGAGUGCAUCACUGGAAACGGAGCGCCAGACUUUGGAUCCUGUGAAUCUUCGACAAGGCUUUCUUACCAAUCAACGAAACCAUCAUGAAACCCGUGCUGCCGAUACAAACCUCUCCAACGCAAUUCAGAGUCUGGGAGCGGGUGCCUCCAUGUCCUAUCCAUCAAAAAGAAACGCACCGACUCUUCAUGAUGACGCUGAUAAAAUGUCCCAAAGGGAAACUCGCAGGCAGAAAAAAAACGACGCGCUUUCGUUAUUCAAAAUGGAAUGCCUGGCGGCAACGGCCUUCCUGUUAGGCUCCCCGCUCCAACGAGAUCAGCCUCACACGGGGGAGGCGGUGCAAUUCUCGAUGCGGCUUGCGUCCGAAUUACUCGCCCGUGAAAUUGAUCCCGAACGCGUUAUUGCUCUCAUUGAAUCCCACACUUCUCAAAUUGAUCCUUUACCAUAGAAGAUCACGCACAGGUGAUGUGAAUAGUGAACUAUAAUAAUCUAGCAGAUUUUAUGACGUACCUUAAACUUUCUUCAUUCUCCCCUCCCCCUGUGAAAAUUCAACUCCAUCGAAGUCCCGACCUAU
Phytomonas sp. Hart1 is the source of this 729-nucleotide messenger RNA. NCBI's taxonomy places the organism in Eukaryota, Euglenozoa, Kinetoplastea, Trypanosomatida, Trypanosomatidae. The record is from the annotation of a GenBank genome assembly.